CAGCAGAUCACAGAGGUAGGGAGGAGCAAGGCCCUCAAGGUGUAUGGCGUCUGAUGAGUGUGUGAGGGAAUUAUGUGUUCUGAGUGUGUUCUGUGAAUAUGAAAGGAGAUCAGUGAGUUAGUGUAUGUACCCUAAAGUUAGUGAAUGUGAGUGGUGAGCUUGUGCCGGAUUAUGUGUGUUGGAAUAUAUUAGUGUGCUCAAUUGUCUGAGUGUGAGCAGAUGUGAGUAGGUGAGUGGGCAGAAGUGUGUGAGAAUAAAUCCCACAUUUGGGACUCCCUUCCUCACCUCCUGUUCUCUGUUUUCAAAGGCCAUCUAAAAAAAAACUCCUCCUCUUCCACCAUCUUCCUUCUUGAUGCUCUAUGUAAAGUGCUCCAGGGCAUUAUUAUAUGUGAAGGACACUACAUAAAUGCAAGAUUUUGCUGGGGUGAGUGAAAUGAAGCAUUGUCACAGAUCUUAUAGCAGUCGGUUUAAAGCGGGGAUCUGACGAGCUUUUUUCUGCUGGUUUCAUUAACGGCCCUUCUACCAUGAGCAAUUCUACUUCAGCUACAGCUAAUGGAAACGAUACCAAAAAGUUUAAAGGAGACUGGUCUCCAAGCUCUCCCUCUCGUGUUCUUCAUAUUCGCAAGAUUCCAAAUGAAGUCUCAGAAACUGAGGUCCUCUCACUAGGUUUACCUUUCGGCAAAGUCACUAACCUGUUGAUGUUAAAAGGGAAAAAUCAGGCUUUCGUUGAAAUGGCUUCAGAAGAAGCUGCUGUUACUAUGGUGAACUAUUACACCACUGUCACUCCACACCUCCGCAAUCAGCCCAUUUACAUUCAGUAUUCUAACCACAGAGAAUUGAAGACUGACAACUUGCCCAACCAAGCUAGAGCCCAGGCAGCUUUACAGGCAGUGAAUGCAAUUCACACUGGUAACAUGGCUAUGUCAGGCACCGGUGUUGAAGGGGCACUGCUAGCUGGUCAGAGUCCGGUCCUCCGCAUCAUUGUGGAGAACCUUUUUUAUCCCGUCACCUUGGAGGUCUUGCAUCAGAUCUUUACCAAGUAUGGAACCGUGCUGAAAAUCAUCACUUUCACCAAGAACAACCAAUUCCAGGCAUUGCUUCAGUAUGCUGAUCCAAUGCAUGCACAUCACGCUAAACUGGCUCUGGAUGGCCAGAAUAUCUACAAUGCCUGCUGUACUUUGCGUAUAGAGUUUUCCAAACUGACAGCCCUGAAUGUGAAAUACAACAAUGAUAAAAGCCGAGACUUCACACGCCUUGAUCUUCCUUCCGGCGAUGGCCAGCCCCCCAUGGACACUUCAAUGGCUGCCGCUUUCGGUGCACCAGGUAUCAUCUCCAAUCCCUAUAGUGGGGCGGCUGGAUUUGGCCCAGCUCUUGGCUUUCCACAGGCAGGUCUCUCAGUUCAGGCAGUCCCAGGAGGCCUUGGACAUCUAGGGAUUCCACAUGGUGCAGUUGCUGGUCGCCUAGCAAUGGCUGGUAUGGGACCAUGCACAGCAAACACAGUCCUGUUGGUUAGCAACCUGAAUCCAGAGAAGGUUUCACCUCACUGGCUGUUCAUCCUCUUUGGGGUGUAUGGUGAUGUACAUCGUGUGAAGAUCUUGUUCAAUAAAAAGGAAAAUGCUUUAGUGCAGAUGGCAGAUUCAAAUCAAGCUCAGCUGGCCAUGAGUCAUCUGAAUGGACAGAAGGCAUAUGGCAGGGUGAUUCGAGUGACUUUAUCGAAGCAUCAGAUUGUUCAGCUUCCUCGGGAGGGACACGAGGACCAGGGUCUAACUAAGGAUUACAGCACCUCCCCACUUCAUCGUUUCAAGAAACCAGGCUCCAAGAACUUCCAAAACAUUUUUCCUCCAUCAUCUACUCUCCACCUCUCCAAUAUUCCACCUUCAAUAACAGAUGAUGAUCUGAAGAAUCUGUUUGGAAGCAUUGGAGCUACAGUGAAGGCCUUCAAAUUUUUCCUGAAGGACCGCAAGAUGGCCCUUAUCCAGUUAGCCUCUCUUGAAGAAGCAAUCCAUGCUCUUAUUGAUCUUCACAACCAUGACCUUGGAGAAAAUCACCAUCUCAGAGUUUCCUUUUCUAAAUCUACAAUCUAAUUUUCCUCUUCUGGUGUUUCUCUCCAGACUGGGACCACAAUGUGGAAAACUAGCCUUUAGACAGAGACUCAAGUACCAAUGACCAACUAUGCCUGCAAGAGACAUGUAGAUUAAUGAUCUUUUAGGUUGAACACACAACAGUGACACAGAUUUAUCCAAUUUGCUGACACACUUUUACUUUGCUAUACAUUUUCUUCAGUUUAAACUUAAGCUUAAUAUACUUUUCCUUUAUUUUUUGGAGGGUGGUUUGUUGCAAGCAGUCAACAGCCAUAAUUCCGAUCACUUACCAGUAAAGUCGGUUAAGUGAUUAAGAGUUUUUUUUAAAAAAAGUUUACAGUCUUGAGAGAGAAAAAUCAGGUCGAGAUCUAAAUUUGUCAUACUUUUAAAAAUAUUUUGGUAAUUUUUUUUGAAAAAGACUCUUAAACUUCAUGGGUUUUCAUACCACUAAAAUAUAAUCGGAAAAUUUAUCAGUUUCCUAUUUACUGUGUACUCAUUUAAUUCUUAUCACGUGCCUUAUUAAGUGCUUAUAAUCAAUUAAUAGAUUAGUGGUUUUGUUUGAGGUAUCCAGUACAUGUAUGGUGGGUUCUUUUUGGGAGUAUUUCUUCUUGUCUCGUAGAUUUUAGAUGUAUUUUCUUUUGUGUUUUUUUGCAAGUUCGAUCAGUUAUUUUUUUUAUGGAAAAUGUGCACAGAUGGGAAAGAAAAAACACCAACUUCCUCUUUCUUCCUCAGGCAACCACAACCUUGCAAACAUGCACAGUAGUUCCAGAGAAUUACAGUAUAAUAUUCUUGCUGUAGAAUGGGACCGAAGAUGAGAGCAAUGGGUGUUGGUGUGUUUAGCCCCAGAGGUUGCUUAUUUGCUUUGGUAUCUGCACGAUUCUUGGUGGUUUAAAUUUUCAAUCUGUGUGCUAAGGGUUUGUAAAAUGUUACCUUAAAAUAUUUCAUUUAUUUUGCUGAUGAUCUGUAGUGUGAAGUUAUCCGUGUUAAUUUUACAAAGGUUUCAUUGAUGUGAUCGGCAGUUAUUUUGAGGGAGUAGAACCUUUUGUUUUUUUGAAUGUUUCAGCGCUGGGUUUUAUGUCUCUGAUAUUUUAAAAUGUUUGUUUUGUUUAGAGACCACGGCUAAACAUUCAACAUUUUAUGCUUGCCUUUUGUUAAGGACUAAAUAUUUGUAACUGCCAGACUAGGUUUUUUUUAAAAAAAGUCCUUAACUCUUCCAUCCAUUCUGAAAGAGUAGUUCACAGCUGCACAGACUUAGCAAAGCUUUCAUUAAACCAUGGUUAGAACUGUACUGAUUUCCUAAAUACAAGACUGUUUCAUACUUUCCAGAAGGAAUUAUAAGAGGUAUCAACUCCUGAAAAAAGUAGAAACUAGUGAAUGUUAAGGUGAAAAUAUCAGCUUUUAUUUCAGGGUUUCAGAGAAAACCAAAACCGGACCAAAGUUUAUGUGCCUUUAGUCGUCUUAAUGGGUCUUUUUUCCCCCUCUUCCUUCUAGUUUUCAUAUUUUCUCUUGUUAUAUCUAUCUAGAAUAGAAAAUUAUUACAAACAUAAUUUUGAGUAUGUAAUCCCAUAGAGAAGGAAAGAGCGUGAGAAAGAAUAUUUUAUUUUGGUUGUUUUGUAGUGACGUGGUUUGUUAGUUUACACCCAGCUCUAAAAGAGAGAAUAUCAGAUGCUCACUAAUUUACACAAAACGGAUCUGCCAAUCUCACUUACUGGACAUUGAACGCAAUCUCAAUUUGUUUUUCAAAUGAAUGGUCCCUUAAAAGUAAUUGCAGGAAUCGCAGUUGUAUCCUCACUAUUUGAGCCUGAAUCCUGCACAAACUUAAGUGCAAAUCCGUUUUAUCUUUGUAAAGUCCAACAUGUUUGUGCAACGCUCACCAAGGAGUGCAGUACUGGAACCAGUUUUCUAAGGAGUGGAAGCAGAGAGCUACAGCUGUUCUGCUUUGCCCCUAUAUUAUUGAGUGGGGAAAGGCAGAUCUAUACUUAUUCACAAUACUGCUUAUAGACUUACAACUGUGAAAUUUCCAGAGAGCCCUGGUCUAUUCACAAGCAGCACUGGUGGUGGGAAAUUAGUUCUCAAGUGAUGUACCCUGACCAAAACAAUAUAGCAUUCCUAACAGUAAAAUCUACAUGAGUCUUAUACAACCUUUGCAUUGCAGCUGGAAUACAUUUGGCUGUGCAAUUUAGACUCGCAUUGUUACAGCUACCAACCACCUUAGUUGAGCUGCCUUUCAUCAUAAAUUGAGUCCCUCAGUAGUGCUGUGAGGUUGGCAGGUACGUACUGCUUUUCCCCUCUGUCAAUCAUGUACUUGGUCUGUUCUUAAAAUUCCUGCUUUUUUGAGUUAGUAAGGAUGUUCAGCUGACAAAAUGAAAGUGCUGUAAAUAUUUGUAACAACUUUUUUUAUCUGAUGAGGUUUUUUGGGAACAAGAAAAAAGUACAAACUGGUUUUUAUAUGAAAA
Callorhinchus milii (elephant shark) is the source of this 4537-nucleotide messenger RNA. It is a transcript of the gene ptbp3, whose product is annotated as polypyrimidine tract binding protein 3. The record is from RefSeq and is a predicted model, not a curated record. The transcript has 15 exons. Gene Ontology annotation, cellular component: nucleus. Lineage: Eukaryota; Metazoa; Chordata; Chondrichthyes; Chimaeriformes; Callorhinchidae. The coding region runs from base 525 to 2084 and encodes 519 amino acids. Gene Ontology annotation, biological process: mRNA processing; regulation of RNA splicing. Gene Ontology annotation, molecular function: mRNA binding.